Messenger RNA from Dioscorea cayenensis subsp. rotundata (Guinea yam), 835 nucleotides. RefSeq names its product dynein light chain 1, cytoplasmic. The transcript has 2 exons. Gene Ontology annotation, cellular component: dynein complex. Bases 153 to 611 code for a protein of 152 amino acids. Gene Ontology annotation, biological process: microtubule-based process. The record is from RefSeq and is a predicted model, not a curated record. Lineage: Eukaryota; Viridiplantae; Streptophyta; Magnoliopsida; Dioscoreales; Dioscoreaceae. Gene Ontology annotation, molecular function: dynein light intermediate chain binding; dynein intermediate chain binding.
UCUGGUGUCCACCCACUCAAAAUUGCGAAAACUCGGAGCUCUGCGGUCAAAACCAAAUCCAACUUCGUUUCUAGGGUUUCUCUCUUCGCCAUCAAAACCCUAGACUUCUCCAACCUCUCUCCCUCUCCAUCGAUGAUCCGCCGGAGUUGGAGAUGAGAGACAACAUGGAUACGGCGUCGGAGGAGCUCGAGCGGCGAAGCAAGUACCUCAGCUCGCUGAUCCAGAAGACUAAGAUCAAGUCUGAUGGUGUUGAGGAGGAGAAGAGAGAGAAGGAUGGGAAGGAUAACCACCAGCCGGAACAGCAGCAGCAGCAGCAGCAGCAGAAGCAGCCCGUACGGGUCAGAGCCGCCGAUAUGGCCCCGGCUUUGCAGCGCCGCGCCUUCCGGUGCGCACGGGAAGUCCUUGCCUCCAUGCCCAAGCUUGAUAGCAAGCGCCUUGCCCUUGCCCUCAAGAAAGAAUUUGAUACAUCAUACGGUCCAGCGUGGCAUUGCAUCGUCGGGACAAGCUUUGGCUCCUAUGUUACCCAUUCAUUGGGAGGUUUCUUAUACUUCUCCAUUGAUAAGGUCUAUAUCCUUCUCUUCAGGACAGCUGUCGAACCAUUAGAUCAUUAAUCGACAUGAAUCAAAAAUCAUGGUUCAAAUCAAUCAUAUAUAUAAGUGCCCGAAUGCCAAACUUGUUGAUCAACCUUAGAAAUGCAACGCGUGUGUAAUCUUCUCUCUUGUAAAAAUGCCAUGCACACAUCGCAAAUCGAAAUGAAAUGUACCUUUUAUCUGGUUUUGACAUUCAAAAACUCAUGUUACAAUACAAUGUGUUUUGGUUACAUUUUUCGGAUCUA